AUGUCCUCUAGUGCAUUGUCUCUCAAGAAAAAGCUCUUGAAGCCAACCUCAUUUUUUGGUGUCAAGUUAUGGGUUUUGCUUGUAAUCUUCAUUGUUCUAUUCACAGUUCUCACUCUUAUAGUCUUCCUGCUCUGUGUCAUCCAUUACCGUCGUCAAAAAUCCUACAAAUCCCGUUUUUGCUUCCAAAAUCCCAUAGCUUCCAAAAAUCCAAACAAUGCAUAUUGUAGUUCAUCCCUUGAUCGGAGGCUGCUUUCGCUUAACCUUUCGGAAAUUGGGAUGAACAGCGGGAAGCUGCGGCAACAUCAUGGACAGCUGUUUUCAGAUCAGUUGUCCUCUACUCAGCAGGCUAGUGGGAGAAUCCAAAAUAGUUAUGUGACUGACUUGGAAUCGGUUUCUAGGUACUCACCAAUGGUGAAGGAUGUGUGGAGGGGCAACAAGUUCAGUCUGGGGGAGCUUGAGGUAGCAACAAACAGGUUUUCGAAAGAGAAUCUGAUUGGCAAUGGAGAUUAUGGAAUUGUUUAUCAUGGCAUUCUGUUUGAUAAUACUCGCGUGGCAGUGAAGAGGCUUGUGAGUGACAGUUUUCAAGUCGAGGACUUCACAGCAGAAAUGGAGGCAAUCGGGUUUGUGAGACACAAAAAUCUUGUCAAGUUGCUUGGAUACCAUAUUGAAAGAGCAUACAGAUUGCUUGUGAAUGAGUAUGUAGAUAACAAAAAUCUGCAGCAUUGGCUUCAUGAAUGCUCCACACAAGUCAGCCCUCUAACAUGGAGCAUUCGGGUGAAAAUAAUCCAAGGAAUAGCAAAAGGAUUGGCCUACCUUCAUGAGGAUAUUGAACCAAAAGUCCUACAUAGAACACUAACAUCUAGCAAUGUACUGCUUGAUCACCAGUGGGAUCCUAAGAUCUCAGAUUUUGGCCUUGCUAAGCUCUACAAUCCUGAGUGGGGGAUCACUAUACUGGAAUCACUAGGUUACAUUGAUCCAGAAUAUGCUGCCACUGGUGAUUUCACACAGGGGUCCGAUGUUUAUAGCUUUGGGGUACUUAUCAUGGAGACCAUAUCUGGGAGGAACCCUAUAGAUCGCAGUCAACCGCAACCAUAUCUAGUUGACUGGUUAAAGUCCAUGGUUGCCAGUCAAAAAAUUGCUUGUGUGGUGGAUCCUAAGUUGCCAGAGAAGCCCUCUUCAAAGGAACUCAAAAGGGUACUUUUGGUUGCUCUUCGCUGCGUUGAUCCCGAUUUAGAACAUAGGCCUAGAAUGGGAGAAGUUAUUCACAUGCUUGAGCCGCGUGACUUGCUACUCUGUGAUGAUCAAUGGCUUAAGAAAGAAACUUAUUAGCCAAGAGUAAAGCUUCUGCAAGAAUAGCCGCCCUACAAACACAUGAAAGGAUAAAGCUGCAGCAAAACUGGUACCAGAAAAUUGUAUUGAAGUUCAACGAAUGGU
Messenger RNA from Prunus avium (sweet cherry), 1434 nucleotides. RefSeq names its product putative serine/threonine-protein kinase At1g01540. The record is from RefSeq and is a predicted model, not a curated record. Gene Ontology annotation, molecular function: ATP binding; protein kinase activity. Gene Ontology annotation, biological process: protein phosphorylation. Lineage: Eukaryota; Viridiplantae; Streptophyta; Magnoliopsida; Rosales; Rosaceae.